This is a messenger RNA of Hemisphaericaspora subhashii, 435 nucleotides long. It is a transcript of the gene NCB2, whose product is annotated as negative cofactor 2 transcription regulator complex subunit. The record is from RefSeq and is a predicted model, not a curated record. The coding region runs from base 1 to 435 and encodes 144 amino acids. Gene Ontology annotation, biological process: chromatin remodeling; positive regulation of transcription by RNA polymerase II; negative regulation of transcription by RNA polymerase II. Gene Ontology annotation, cellular component: negative cofactor 2 complex. Gene Ontology annotation, molecular function: TBP-class protein binding; general transcription initiation factor activity; core promoter sequence-specific DNA binding. NCBI's taxonomy places the organism in Eukaryota, Fungi, Ascomycota, Pichiomycetes, Serinales, Debaryomycetaceae. The transcript has a single exon.
AUGUCGGAAUAUUCAGGAUCAUCAUCAGAAGAUUUAUCAUUACCCAAGGCUACAGUACAAAAGAUAAUAGGUGAGAUAUUACCUAAAGAUAUUGCUAUAUCUAAAGAUGCAAGAGAAGCAAUUACUGAAUGUAGUGUUGAGUUUAUUAUGAUGUUAAGUACACAAUCCAAUGAUAUUGCUGAAAAGGAAGCUAAAAAGACAAUUGCAUCUGAUCAUGUUGUUAAAGCAUUAGAAGAAUUAGAUUUUCAUAAUUAUUUAACAAUCAUUAAUAAGAUUUUAAAUGAACAUAAAGAAUUAUUGAAAGGUAAAGAAAAGAAGAAUAAUAAAUUCCAAAAUUCUGGUUUAAGUGAAGAAGAAUUAUUAAGACAACAAGAAGAAUUAUUUAAAAAAUCAAGAGAUAGAUUAAAUAGUCAACUGAUUCAUGAAGUGAAGUGA